Messenger RNA from Vairimorpha ceranae, 882 nucleotides. Its product is annotated as dna-directed rna polymerases i and iii subunit rpac1. Gene Ontology annotation, cellular component: RNA polymerase I complex; RNA polymerase III complex. Gene Ontology annotation, biological process: DNA-templated transcription. Gene Ontology annotation, molecular function: DNA binding; protein dimerization activity. The transcript has a single exon. The record is from RefSeq and is a predicted model, not a curated record. Bases 1 to 882 code for a protein of 293 amino acids. Lineage: Eukaryota; Fungi; Microsporidia; Nosematidae.
AUGUCAAACUUUUACGAACUUAAACACGAAACAAUUGUAGAUGUUCAUAGGGCACAAACACGAACUUUUAACGAAAUGAUGGAAAAUAUAAAAUUAGACAUAAUUAAGAAAGAACAUCUUGUUUUAGAAUUCGAUCUAGUUGGUGUAGAUUGCUCUGUUGCUAAUGCAUUGAGACGAAUAUUGAUUAAUGAAAUUCCUACAUUUGCAAUCGAAAAUGUUUUUAUUUUUGAUAAUACAAGUGUUCUUCCUGAUGAAUUUUUAGCUCAUCGUCUUGGUCUUAUUCCUCUUGAUAUCUGUCCAGAUUUAGAAGUAGGAGAUUUCCAUUUUGAAUUAAAGAAGACUAAUACCAGUUCUGAAGUUAUGACAGUUACUUCUAAUGACAUUAAAUAUAUUAAAAAAGAUGGGCAACCAGAUAUAGAAAUAUCUAAGGACAUUCCUAUUGCUAAACUAGCACCUAAACAAGCUUUAAUAAUUGAAAUGGUUGCGUGCAAAAAUGUUGGUCGUGUGCAUGCAAAGUGGAGCCCCGUUUGCACUGCUGCGUAUCGCCUUAUGCCGAUUAUUAAGAUUGAAGAUUUUUAUGAUGAAGAAGCAGAGAAGUUACAAAAAUGUUUUAGCCCUGGUGUCAUAUCUUUAGUAAAAGAAGGAGAAAGUUAUAAAGCUAUUGUAUCUGAGCCUAGAAAAGAUACAGUUAGUAGAGAAGUUUUUAGACAUAAAGAAUUUGAAAAUAAGGUAUUUUUAGGUAGAAAGAAUGACCAUUUUAUUUUUACUGUUGAAAGUCUAGUUCUUGACCCAAUAUAUCUUGUAAAAAAAGCCUUACAAAUUAUAAAUAAAAAAUUAGACCAUUUAAAAGGAGAAUUGCGUGAAUUUCAAAACACCAAUUAA